CGGUUCGAGCAUGCUUACUACGCCCGAACAUAAACAAAGGCAGGACGUUUCCCCGCAUUCAAAUCUGACCCAGGUCCAGUUUUACAUGCCAACAAACCCGAAAAAUUGGAUCUCUACUUAGAACUGGAACCAUGGAGAACGCGUUGCUGAUGCGAGUUAGCGUCUUUACCGACCAAGGAGGCAGGAAAUACAUGGAAGACGUGACCGAGGUCAUAGUGGAGCCCGAGCCGGGAGAAGACGAGCCGACUCCGGGCGAGUGGGACGCGAGUGAUGGGAGAGGCAUCACCGUCAGCUCUCCGACUGCGGAUUCACACCCGGACCUUGGCGAGGAAGCCACGGAGAUAUCGCAGCUGGAAGAAUCGUCUAAUGAACGCGUUCGAACUGAAGACCAAAAUCUUUCGGAGGAGACAUUUUCACCGGGAAGCGGGUGCCCGCCCCGAGACCAACCGAGUACCUCCAUUCAGCCCCGCCGUUCCGUGGCGUUCUUCGCGGUGUUUGACGGCCACGGCGGUAGCGAGGCGGCGCAGUUUGCACGAGACUCUUUAUGGGUGUACAUAAAGAAACAGCGCGGGUUCUGGUCCGACUCUGACCGGGAGGUCUGCUCUGCUAUUCGCAAAGGCUUUGUAGCCUGCCACCAUGCUAUGUGGAAGAAGCUGCCUGAAUGGCCCAAAACCCUGACGGGCCUUCCCAGUACAUCCGGGACCACGGCCAGCGUAGUGGUCCUCCGGGGAAACCGCAUGUACGUGGCCCAUGUGGGAGACUCGGCCAUAGUUCUGGGUGUCCAGGACGACCCGUCGGUCCCGUUCAUCAAAGCUGUGGAGGUGACCCAAGACCACAAGCCCGAGCUGCCCAAAGAGAGGGAGCGCAUCGAAGGCCUCGGAGGGAGUGUGAUCAAGAAGUCAGGAGUGAACCGGGUGGUCUGGAAGAGGCCCAGACUCAGCCACAAUGGUCCAGUUCGCCGGAGCACCGUCAUUGACCAGAUCCCGUUCUUGGCUGUCGCUCGAGCUUUAGGUGAUUUGUGGAGUUAUGACUUCUACAGCGGAGAGUUUGUGGUUUCCCCUGAGCCCGACACCAGCGUGGUGGUUCUUGACCCUCGCAAGCAUCGCUACAUCAUCCUGGGCAGCGAUGGCCUGUGGAACAUGGUGCCACCUCAGGAGGCCAUCUCCAUGUGUCAGAAGAACGACGAGGAGAUGGUACAGUGUGGCGUGUCGAGCGCUCGGCAGCUGGUGAGCCACGCGUUGCUGCGGUGGCGCCAGAGGAUGUUGCGCGCUGACAACACCAGCGCCAUCGUGAUCGCACUGCUGGAACCUGGGGGCUCCCAGGAAAGCUUUCACAGUGAGGAGGUGCUACUGGACCUGGCCAAGGUGUCCCAGUGUUCUACGUCCGUAUCCCGUGCAGACACUCCUCUCCUUCAGCAGCCUCUGGAUGAAGACUCCACCUCUGCCAUGUCGGAGCUCCUCCCCGCCCUGGAGCGACAGGAUGGGCUGUCAGGAAGCAGCAGCUUCUACCACAUGACUCUGUCGGACCCGUUCGCUCUGACGCCCCUCUGCUCAAACAGCAGCACGGACCUGGCCGCUCACUCCUGCCUAGCUGAGCGCACCGCCACCGCGAGGCCGCCCGGCAAAAGGACUCCCAACGGGUCUCCUUCAUCGGGCCUCCUGGCAAAGAAGGCCAGACGCAGAACUUGUGAGAGGCCACCGCUGGUCCAGCACAACACUGAGAAGAAGCAGAAGGAGUCCAGCAACGUCGCUCCCAUUCUCCAGCAGCACAACAAGACCACGGUGUGCGUCUGCUGAGAGCACAGCUGUUCCUGCUGUGGCCUGUGUCCACAUGCUCACCAAGCAACCUUUGUUUAAGACUUUAAGUGUUUAAUCACCCACUAUAAACCUUUUCUCAUUGGGUCUUUGUAUGCAACCUAUUCCUAAAAAAGGCUGGAUGGAGGCUGGGAGAGCAAACAGCCGUGGCCUUGCUGCUCUUCCAAGUGCAGGAGAACCUACGGCGGCUUCACUCCCGUGACCACCCCCCCCCCUUUACCUUUGGUGUUUGGACUAUUGUGGAGAACUGUCGGUGACACGCGGUUGUGCUCUGUACCGAUAGUCACCCGUUGAUUUAAACGGAAAUCCUCCCUAUGAUAAUGGACUAAUGCAUAUUGUAUUGACGUUCUGCCAAUUCUAAAUCCUGCAUUGUUGAACUUCAUUGUGGCCUAUUCUACCACGUGUUGUGGUAGCAGCCGUAGGCGUUCCAUAUGAAAAAGGUUGCUGGUGUACAUUUUCUGAAUUUUAUAGCCGAGUAUUUAUGUAGAGCCGUUUAUGCAAAAAGGAAUCUAUUUUUAUACAUUCUUUUAUUGGUGGUAGAGCAUGAAAACUGCUUGUAGAUGUGCCCCACUGCAGCUUUCUGCGUUGAACCUGCUGUGUGCAGACCCUGUGUUUAACAAAUGUAUUUUAUUUAACCACUGAAAACUUGUCUGAAGGUGCUACAAUCACAAACCAGUAAGCUAGUUCUCUCCUUAUUUAUAGAACUGUAUGUCAGUGUGUGUCAAUGUUUGAGCUACUUACACACAAUGUAAUCCUGAUAGAAAGUUUCUAAUUUUGAUCAGAUGGCACACGGCAUCAUUACUUAUUUUCCAUCGUUGUAUUUAGGAAUGAAGUGUGCAGUUGUUUGGUGUGCUUAUUCUGCUCAGUUGUUCUGUAAAGCUCCUUUGCAGAUGGCAGCAUUUCUUGCUUUAGCGCAGCUCUUUCCAGCUGAAUGACUUUGUGCUGGCAGACGUAUUGAGGCGGCACUGCGAGGAUCGCUGAUGUCCUGUUCCAGACUCAUCAAAUGUGUGGGUGCUGCUCUGAGAUGGACGUGUUUCUUUACCUGUCCAACCUGCAGGCCCGUUUUCUGUCUAGGAACUGCUUAGUUUUAAUGCACGCGACCCGUUUCUCAGUACAUACACUCUUUGUGAAAUUUAUUUAAAUUGUUUUUUUUUUUUUUUUUUUGCACUGUUACGACGACGGAAAAGGAAAUGAAUUUCUUUGACAAAAGAAACGGGGAGUAGAAAUGCAAGCUGAGCUUGAAGCAGCGAUCUGAAGACCUUAAAAAGACUCACCAGAAGCUCCUGGUGAAGCUGGGUGUCGUUACAGAAGCCCUGUUGCCUUGACCAUCGGUGUAGAAUUGUGGCAAAAUGAAUUCGCCUCCACUGAUCUUUGAUGUUCCGUGUUUGUAUUUUUGAACUAGAAGCUGUACUGCAGCGCCUGGCCUCCACAAACAAGCGAGGUCGGUUAUGAAUCAUUCUCUGGGAGCAAAUGGGACACAUGCUCCCAGCUCUGUCCCCGGUCAGUAGCAUUAUGGAUCGCUGAAAAGAUCUACGUAUCUUUAUGUUUGAAUCAUUCUGUAGACAUGUACAUUCUGCUUUAGGUCUUUUGGUCCAGAUUAUAAAACGUUGUUCACUUAUGUCCCUUGUUUUAAGAGCUGUACUAACAAGUGUGCAUAUAUACAGUGUAAAUGUGGAGGAACCCCCCCCCCCCCACCCCCACUUAUUCCAAAAUGAACUUAAUAAACUAAUAAUACUCUGUAGUUGAG
This is a messenger RNA of Fundulus heteroclitus (mummichog), 3561 nucleotides long. It is a transcript of the gene ppm1da, whose product is annotated as protein phosphatase, Mg2+/Mn2+ dependent, 1Da. Gene Ontology annotation, molecular function: protein serine/threonine phosphatase activity; mitogen-activated protein kinase binding; cation binding. Gene Ontology annotation, biological process: protein dephosphorylation. Lineage: Eukaryota; Metazoa; Chordata; Actinopteri; Cyprinodontiformes; Fundulidae. The transcript is spliced from 6 exons. The record is from RefSeq and is a predicted model, not a curated record. Gene Ontology annotation, cellular component: cytosol; nucleus. The coding region runs from base 132 to 1796 and encodes 554 amino acids.